GUGGCUUUUCACAGAAUGAGUGAUACUUCAUUUACAUCAGUAAAUGAUAGUAGGCUACAUUGUUAUAACAUGUUUUUCUGUAUAAGUUAUAACACAAGUAAAGAAAUCUAAGAAUAAUAAGUCAGUGUUCUCUUUAGCACAAAUUGUUAAAUGUCAGUUUGCUAUUUAAAUGAACAUGGAGUAUAUUUUAUGAAUAGAUGAUUAUAGUAAAUCUUAUUUUGAGAGUUAAUCUUGCAAUUAUCAAUAAUCAACAAAUGGAUCGCAAUCCGUCAACAUCUAAACCAUCACCAGAUAAAUGUCGUAGAAUGAUUUCUCCAGUCAAACGUCGAUCAUCAUCAUCUGGUGGUCGUUUUUUCUCACCUGUUGAUUAUAGUGAUCAAGAACUCAAUGAUUUAGAAGUAGAAAAUGUCUUUGGGGAUGCUGAUGAUAGUUUCCAUGGAAGUAGUGAUGCUGAUUCAUCCCCAACUAAACCUAGAAGACAUGAAACUCCUUCCAAAAUUAAUUAUUCACCUUUUAGGCCAUCAACUGUCAUGUCUAAUUUACAGAGAGGUAAUGUUCAGACAACAACACCCUCUAUUAUACAAAAUAUGAGUAUACAUCAAAUGGCUGCACAAGGAGAAUUAGUUUUAUUACAACAAGAGAUCAAAGAUGGCUGUGACAUGAAUAAAACAGAUGAAUCCGGUUUUACAGCAUUAUUAUGGGCGUGUGCUAAUGGUCAGAUGUCGAGUGUAGAAUAUUUACUACAGAAUGGUGCCGAUAUUAAUCUGAUUGGAAAUCAUGGGGAAAACGCACUCCUACUGAGUAGUUGCUAUGGUUAUUCUGAUAUCAUGUUAGAAUUAUUAAAACUUGGAAUGGAUAUAAAUUAUAAAGAUGAGAGUGGUAGUUCAGCUUUGAUAUAUGCAGCCUUUAAUAAUCACACAUCAUGUAUACAACUAUUAUUAGAAUGGGGAGCUGAUAUAACUAUAACUAAUGAAGAUAACCAUACAGCAUAUGAUUUAGCUGUUGGUCAAGGUCACAAAGCUGCUCAACAAGUAAUUGAACGUCACAUGUUACAAAUGUUUGAAAGUCCAACUUGAAAGAUUUAAUUUCAAUAAAAUGGUUAACAUUAAUGUUAA
Patella vulgata (common limpet) is the source of this 1115-nucleotide messenger RNA. RefSeq names its product ankyrin repeat family A protein 2. The transcript has 8 exons. Gene Ontology annotation, molecular function: protein binding. The coding region runs from base 198 to 1076 and encodes 292 amino acids. The record is from RefSeq and is a predicted model, not a curated record. Lineage: Eukaryota; Metazoa; Mollusca; Gastropoda; Patellidae.